AUGGUUGUGGUGGACGUUGGUCAUCCCCGGUCACGCGCUGAACUGGAUCCGGAAAUUGUCAAGGCUUUGCACUAUUUCAACGAUAAAGAAUCGAUCUUGGUUUUAAACAAAAUCUGUGCUCGUCUCAAUCCGCCCACCGCCCAACCGGACGAUCAGAUCCGAUUGAUUCGGGAUACGUCGGAACAGGACACUUCAGUUGAGCUGUUCCCUGAGCCGGAUAAGCAUGUUCCAGAGGAGCCCUUGAUGUCCGGUUGUACUGACUGUCAGAAGGAGCAACAUGACCGUCUGGUCACUGAGGUCGAAAUGGAAGCGAUCGAUGCUUACUUUAAGGACUACAAACCUACUGUACAACUGCCUACUCGGUCCAACACUUCGCAUGAUCUGCACUUGGCCUCUGAAACGGUGAACUCUGCAAACGAAGAGGACCUGGCUUGUCUGACAGCGGAAACUGAUCUGUUGAAAGUUGACGAGAACGAUCCGUUGCAAACUCAUCAACUCACAAUGCUUGCCCGCGAAGAUCCGUAUUUAGACGCACUGUUGGACACGCUAAAACGUCAGUUGAUGUUACACUCGGCCUCACCGGAAGAGGUUGCUGCUCGUCGGAAACGAUGGUUAGAAGUAUCUUUGGCUGUGCAAGGUGUGACCGAUUGGCCCGGGUUCAGCUCGGUGUUCAUGGUGUCUGCCGCGAACGGGGAUGGAGUUGACCGACUUCGAGAUUAUCUUUUCGAACGGGCUAUCCCCGGUCGACCUUGGAUCCUCUCACCCGCGCUUGUGACUGAUCAAGAACCCUCGGAGUUGGUUCGGAUGUGUGUGUGGGCGCAUUGUUUGGAUCGUCUGCAUCAAGAGAUUCCCUACUGUUUGCGUAUUGUUGUGGACGAGUGCGAAAAAGCCCGACUGGAUGACGGAGACGAUCGUGUAUUUGUACACGCACGGAUUCAGUGCAAAUCGGAACGUCAUCUGCGCCAAGUGCUCGGCAUCAAAGGCUCGACCAUAACUGAAUUGGCGGCUUCCGUCAAACAGGAACUGAUGACCAUGUUUCGUGCAAAUGUUGUCAUUAAAUUGACCGCAGAAAUGGCCACAAUCCGACCGAAUGUUCGUCAUCAAAUUCGACAAGCCAAAGAUUUCGCCGACGUCUAUCCCGAACUGAAACGUGCGCGAUAA
Echinostoma caproni is the source of this 1161-nucleotide messenger RNA. NCBI's taxonomy places the organism in Eukaryota, Metazoa, Platyhelminthes, Trematoda, Plagiorchiida, Echinostomatidae. The record is from the annotation of a GenBank genome assembly.